AUGGAGCUGAAUCGUACUGCAGUAGCCGAGUUCAUUUUGUUGGGUUUGACAGACGAUCCAGUCCUCCAAGUCAUCCUCUUCAUGACCAUCCUGUGCAUCUACCUGGUGACUGUAUCUGGUAAUCUCAGCACAAUCAUUCUUGUCAGACUCUCUUCUCAGCUGCACCAGCCCAUGUACCUUUUUCUAAGUCACUUGGCUUUUGCAGACAUAGGCUAUUCUUCUUCUGUCACACCCAAUAUGCUCGUAAACUUCCUAGUGGAAAAAAACACAGUCUCCUACCUUGGAUGUGGUAUCCAGCUUGGCUCAGGUGCAUUUUUUGGGACAGUUGAGUGCUUCCUGCUGGCUGCUAUGGCCUAUGAUCGCUUUGUAGCAAUCUGCAACCCACUGCUCUACUCAACCAAAAUGUCCACGCGAGUCUGCAUCCAGUUACUUGUAGUGACUUAUAUAGGUAGUUUUAUUGAUGCUUCCUCCUUUACCUUUUCCUUCUUUUCUUUACUCUUUUGUGGACCAAAUCGGGUCAAUCACUUUUUCUGUGACUUUGCUCCUUUAGUUGAGCUCUCAUGUUCUGAUUUCAGCAUCCCUGCCGUGAUUCCCUCAUUUUCAGCUGGGUCUAUCAUUUUGGUCACAAUGUUUGUCAUAGCAGUGUCCUACGUCUACAUCCUCAUCACCAUCCUGAAGAUGCGCUCCGCUGAGGGCCGCCACAAAGCUUUCUCCACCUGCACCUCCCACCUCACUGCAGUCACCCUGUUCUAUGGGACCAUUACCUUCAUUUAUGUGAUGCCCAAGUCCACCUACUCCACCGACCAGAACAAGGUGGUGUCUGUGUUCUACUUGGUAGUGAUUCCCAUGUUGAAUCCUCUCAUCUAUAGUCUCAGGAACAAGGAAAUCAAGGAGGCUUUGAAGAAAGAGCUUGAACUUGGUAGGAAAAUAUUUUCUCGGUGA
Messenger RNA from Cavia porcellus (domestic guinea pig), 942 nucleotides. RefSeq names its product olfactory receptor 5P76-like. The record is from RefSeq and is a predicted model, not a curated record. Gene Ontology annotation, biological process: sensory perception of smell; G protein-coupled receptor signaling pathway. Gene Ontology annotation, molecular function: G protein-coupled receptor activity; odorant binding; olfactory receptor activity. NCBI's taxonomy places the organism in Eukaryota, Metazoa, Chordata, Mammalia, Rodentia, Caviidae. Gene Ontology annotation, cellular component: membrane. The coding region runs from base 1 to 942 and encodes 313 amino acids. The transcript is spliced from 2 exons.